GCAAAAGUAACGGGCGAAUAUAGCGACCGCAUAGAACCACCAGCACAGGUGCUAACCAUCUUCCGCGGAUCGCCUCCGUUGGCGAUUUUAAACCUUUCUAGCCGAGGCUUAGAAGAAGGAGAAGAGGGCUCAAGAAGAAACCCAGAGGAUUAGAGAAAGAGAUAGAGGGUGGGGUUUCGCCGACCGAUUUGAUCACCGGCGAUGCUGGAGCUGAACAUGGCGAGUCCACCGGCUGGGCCGCCUCCGCCUCCCACGGCGCCGACGCCGCCGGGGAAGGAGCAGCAGGCGGCCGGGGUGGGGAUCCUGCUGCAGAUCUCGAUGCUGGUGCUGGCCUUCGUCCUCGGCCAUGUCCUCCGUCGCCGCAAGAUAUACUACCUCCCGGAGGCCAGCGCCUCCCUUCUCAUCGGUUUAAUUGUUGGAGGUGUUGCUAACAUAUCAAAUACAGAAACAAGCAUUCGGGGAUGGUUCAAUUUCCAUGAGGAAUUCUUUUUCCUAUUCCUGCUACCUCCAAUUAUAUUUCAGUCCGGUUUUAGCUUAGCACCGAAACCCUUCUUUUCAAAUUUUGGAGCUAUCAUCGCAUUUGCUCUUCUGGGAACUUUUAUUGCCUCAAUCGUUACAGGUGUUUUAGUAUACCUUGGCGGGUUAACAUAUCUCAUGUAUAGACUGCCUCUGGGUGAAAGCCUAAUGUUUGGUGCUCUUAUAUCAGCAACUGAUCCUGUCACAGUUCUAUCUAUAUUUCAGGAACUUGGAACUGACAUGAACCUCUAUGCCUUGGUUUUUGGAGAAUCUGUUCUAAAUGAUGCAGUGGCAAUUUCCUUGUAUAGGACCAUGUCAUCUGUAAGAAGUAAUGAUUCAUCGGGACAAAACUUAUUUUUGGUUAUUCUGAGUUUUCUCGAGACAUUUGUUGGCUCAAUGUCUGCAGGGGUUGGAGUUGGAUUCAUUUCUGCUCUUCUCUUUAAGUAUGCAGGGUUGAAUGUUGAAAAUCUUCAUAAUUUGGAGAGCUGUCUCUUUGUCCUUUUCCCUUACUUUUCUUACAUGCUAGCUGAAGGUCUUGGCUUGUCUGGUAUAGUCUCCAUACUGUUCACUGGAAUUCAGGUCAUGAAGCACUAUACAUUCUCAAAUUUAUCAGAAAAAUCUCAACAUUUUGCUGCUGCUUUUUUCCAUCUGCUUUCAUCUUUAGCAGAAGCUUUUGUAUUCAUAUACAUGGGCUUUGACAUUGCGAUGGAACAACAAAGCUGGUCACACAUUGGGUUCAUCUUUUUCUCAAUUCUGUUUAUUGCUGUUGCAAGAGCUGCAAAUGUCUUCUCAUGUGCUUACCUGGUCAACUUGGUGAGACCAGCAAAUCGUCAAAUACCUAUGCAACAUCAGAAGGCACUUUGGUAUAGUGGACUUCGUGGGGCAAUGGCUUUUGCCCUUGCUCUGCAAUCAGUCCAUGAUCUCCCUGAUGGACAUGGCCAGACGAUCUUCACUGCUACCACUGCUAUUGUUGUUUUAACGGUGCUUUUGAUUGGAGGCUCAACAGGCACAAUGCUUGAAGCUUUAAAAGUUGUAGGUGAUGGUCACAAUGGUCGAUUAGGAGAAGAGGGCUUUGAGGGUCCAGAUAUCGGCACCGGACCAUCAUAUGAUGAGGCAACUUCAUCCGGGAGCAAGCUGCAGAUGAAACUCAAAGAGUUUCACAGCACUGCCUCUUUCACUGCAUUAGAUAGACAUUAUCUUACGCCAUUUUUCACAUCUCAAAAUGAUGACGAGAAUCCUGAUGAAGUGACCCAAAAUUCUGGAAGAACGAGAGAACUUAAAAGCCAUGAGUGAAGUCAUGGUCUUCUUCUUGGCAUGCCAAAAGAAGCAGCUUUUACCGUGCUCAACGGCAGCUCUCUAAAGUACACAUUUUCGCGAGUGGAUGCAGAUAUUAAUUAGCUGCACACGCAUUAUCACGUAGAUUGAUGUGAUAGAAAAAGAAAAAUAGCGCAUAACAGCACAAUGUGUUCUCAGCUAGCUUGAUACGUACACAUCUAUUUAUGAUAUAGAAAAGCAAUCGAUAGCAGUACUGUUCACAAAUUUUCAUUUUGGUUUCUAUUCGAAGUGUAAUUCUUUCCACUGUACUGCAUGUCCGGAUUAUGAUCCUUCGCCAUGGUAACUGUAAAAAAAUCAUCGUGGUCUUGAAAUGAA
Messenger RNA from Elaeis guineensis (African oil palm), 2166 nucleotides. Its product is annotated as sodium/hydrogen exchanger 6. Gene Ontology annotation, molecular function: potassium:proton antiporter activity; sodium:proton antiporter activity. Gene Ontology annotation, cellular component: plasma membrane; endosome. NCBI's taxonomy places the organism in Eukaryota, Viridiplantae, Streptophyta, Magnoliopsida, Arecales, Arecaceae. The record is from RefSeq and is a predicted model, not a curated record. Gene Ontology annotation, biological process: sodium ion import across plasma membrane; potassium ion transmembrane transport; proton transmembrane transport.